Molecule: messenger RNA, 1770 nt
Organism: Hemibagrus wyckioides
Lineage: Eukaryota; Metazoa; Chordata; Actinopteri; Siluriformes; Bagridae
Product: kelch-like protein 10
Exons: 7
Coding region: 1-1770 (589 amino acids)
Molecular function (GO): protein binding
Source: RefSeq, a predicted model, not a curated record
AUGGAAAAUCUGGACAAUGACGGAUUAGGUGAGAUGUGUAUGAGAAUAAAGAGAGAUGCGAUUGAAAGCAGGGCGCUGUGUAGUGUCCUGAACGACAUGCGCUUGGACGGGUCACUGUGUGACGCCGUGCUCAGAGUGGACGAGGUGGACUUCAAGGUCCACAAGACCAUCCUCUCGGGGUACAGCCCGUUUUUCAGAGAUCUGUUUACUAGCUUGAGCAGUCUGGAUCAAAGAGUGUACAACAUCACUGGUAUAUCGCCAGAAAUCAUGGCUCUUAUAAUCCACUACAUGUACACGCAGGACAUCCAAGCCACCACUGAUGAAGUGGAGACUCUCCUGGCCAUGGCCAAUUGCCUGCUCAUCCAAGACCUUGCAAGGAGCUGCUGUGAAUUCCUACAGGAAAAUCUCAGCCCGGAUAACUGCCUAAGAAUUUGGCAGUAUGCUGAUGCUCACUUGUAUUACGAGCUGCGGGAUAAGGCCUACAAGUAUGUGCUGUAUCACUUCGAAGAUGUUGUUUAUUCACCGUCCGGAAAGCUCUUGGACCUGACCGUGGAGCAGCUCUGUGACCUCCUGGGGAAGGAUGAGCUGAAUAUCAAGGAGGAGAAAACAGCUUUCGAAGCUAUAAUCCUGUGGGUUAGGCAUGAACCCAGCGUCCGAAAGCAGCACAUCGUGAACCUGUUGCCAAAGGUGCGGCUGGCUCUGGUGUCUCCGGAAUACUUCCUGGAAAAUAUAAAGAAAAACCAGGAGGUCAGCAGUGUGCGGGAGUGUCAGCCCAUCAUCUUUCACGCCAUGAAGGCCAUGUACUACUCCAACAUGGCAAAACCCAACACCAGACUCUUGGAUCCUUUUACCCGCCCACGUCUCCCGUAUUCCAUCUUGUUCGCCAUCGGUGGCUUCAGUAACGCAUCUCCUACGAACAUCGUGGAAACCUAUGACUCGAGGCUGGACAGCUGGAUGCGCAUCUCCAGCACAGAAAAGCGAGCUCGAGCGUAUCAUGGCACAGCGUUCCUGGACGGUUUCGUGUACAUCAUUGGUGGCUUUGACAUUACAGAAUACUUCAACACCACAUGCAAGUUCAAUCCCCUGGAUGGAACGUGGAUUAAGGGAGCACCCAUGCACUCACAUCGCUGCUAUGUUAGUGUGGCCGUGCUGGACGGAUACAUCUACGCCAUGGGAGGGUUCAACGGCAACGUGAGGCUUAACACGGCCGAGCGUUAUCAACCAAGCACCAACCAGUGGAGCCUCAUCCCGUCCAUGCACGAGCAGCGAAGCGACGCCAGCGCUGCCACUUUGAAUGGCAAGAUCUACAUCUGUGGAGGCUUCAAUGGAAGCGAGUGUCUUUUCACAGCUGAGUGUUUUGACCCUCAGCAUGAUCAGUGGACGCUGAUCGAGUCGAUGCACAUGCGCCGGAGUGGUGUAGGCGUCGCUGUGCUGAACAACCAAGUGUUUGCUAUCGGAGGUUAUGAUGGAGUCAGUCGUUUGCAGAGCAUCGAGGCCUUUAACCCUCGUACCAACUCCUGGAGGAUUCUUUCCCCCAUGUUUAACCCACGCAGCAACUUUGGUAUCGAGGUGAUGGACGGUCACUUGUACGUGAUUGGUGGCUACAUCGGUGAAGGCACCACCUCCAGAUGCGAGUACUAUGAUGAGUAUAAAGACGAGUGGUUUGAUGUCCAGAACAUGAACAUUAACCGCAGUGCAGUAAGCUGUUGUGUGGUUUCUGGACUUCCCAACGUCUCCGACUACACCUUUGAACGCGAGCGUUUUCUCUAG